AUGAUUAGUGCUGAGCUAGAACCUGUAUCCCCUACUGGGUUCAAGAUCAGGGAUGCGACGCUCAAUGACGUUGGUGACAUUUCACGACUGUGGUUUCUCUCCUUCAAUCAAUCUCAUAAAUUUUUUGAAUACGCAACUCCAGAGAAUCCAGAAGUUCGAGCAUGGCUUGAAGAGAUAUUUGUGAUCGGGAUCAAGGCUGGACCAUCUGUCUUCCGGACGUUUGUGGUAGAGGACGUCAACAUGAAUCACAAACUGGUGGCUUUCUGUAGGAUCCAUGUUCCUCAGCCAGAUGGUAGUCAGGAGAUUCCAAUGCCUGAGUUCCCGGAUGGGUAUGAUCCAAAGAUUGCCGAUGGCCUCUGGGGAGGAAUGGAAAGGAAUAGAGCGAGCAUCAUGGGCCGGCAAUUGCAUUGGAUGGGGGAGUUUCUGGGUGUUGAUCCGCUGUAUCAAGGGAAAAGCUUAGUCGCUCCCUUAAUGGAUUGGAUAUGCCGCCAAGGCGAUGAAACUGGGUUACCUAUCUACUUGGAUGCUACUGCUGACGCGUUGCCAAUACACAAAAAGCGGAAUGGGUUUACGGAGGUAAAGCCUUUGGUUCUUAAAGACCCCAAUACAUACGGGAGGUUUGAGGUGGUUGCUAUGGUGCGGCUACCUAAGAGACCAGGAUUCCGAAGCUCGCUUUGA
This is a messenger RNA of Clonostachys rhizophaga, 678 nucleotides long. The record is from the annotation of a GenBank genome assembly. NCBI's taxonomy places the organism in Eukaryota, Fungi, Ascomycota, Sordariomycetes, Hypocreales, Bionectriaceae.